Talaromyces proteolyticus is the source of this 921-nucleotide messenger RNA. RefSeq lists its product as uncharacterized. The transcript is spliced from 2 exons. Gene Ontology annotation, biological process: protein N-linked glycosylation. Bases 1 to 921 code for a protein of 306 amino acids. NCBI's taxonomy places the organism in Eukaryota, Fungi, Ascomycota, Eurotiomycetes, Eurotiales, Trichocomaceae. Gene Ontology annotation, molecular function: glycosyltransferase activity. The record is from RefSeq and is a predicted model, not a curated record. Gene Ontology annotation, cellular component: Golgi membrane.
AUGAACGCUCCAUUCAUUCACCCAAUAACAGCUCCGUACUUUGUUACAUAUGAGGGAUACAAUUUCACCCUGAAGAACGCUCCGAUUUGGACAAAACCGUUGGGUAAGGAUCUGUGUGUCGUAGACAUUGACAACAGACCAUUUUCGAAGAAACAUGAGCUUUUUGAUGAACAUCUACUCAACUGGGGUUCGUUUGACAAGUAUUCAGUUGGCCUUUUGAAUCAUUAUCUUUAUGCCUUGAUCCAUGGUUACAGAUACACCUUCAUACACGUUGCACAAAAGCCAUCUGAUCGCUAUGUCUCUUGGGCCAAAGUACCUGCCAUUAUCGAGCAUCUGAAAGAAUGCAAAUACGUUCUUAACGUUGAAGCAGAUGCCAUCUUCAAGGAGCUCACAUUACCAAUGGAAUGGCAGAUGAACUAUUGGAACUUUACAAAGAAUACCAAGGUCGCGAUUCCAUCCGACCCGACCGAGGACUGGAACCUGGACUGGCAGGGGAAUGUGAACUUGAAUACUGGAUUUAUCCUUGCAAAAAACACUCCUCGAACAGUUGAGAUAUGGGAGAGUUGGAAAUCCUGUCUGGAUGACUAUCAUCGCUUCCCGGAUUGCCAACAAUUCAGGGACAACUGGCCGGCCGAGCAAGGUGCGUAUUCCUCUAUAAUACGUUACCUAUAUAAUGAACCGGAUGAUCUCCUGGUCAUACCAUGUGGCGAAGCAAAUGGAUAUCCAGAAUCAGAUUCCGACUGCAAUGGCUCGUUAAAUUACCAACACUUUUGGAUCAAGAAGGAACAACUUCUGAAGGAUAAAGCUACUGUACCGAUGAUGCAGUUGACAAUGCAAAGCUUGCACCUAGAUCUUCUGAUCAGGAAGGAAGAGGUAUUAGUACAGAAACCAGGCUUCUAUACGUUCGCGGCCUAUGAGUAG